Molecule: messenger RNA, 1049 nt
Organism: Cololabis saira (Pacific saury)
Lineage: Eukaryota; Metazoa; Chordata; Actinopteri; Beloniformes; Belonidae
Product: transmembrane 4 L6 family member 4-like
Exons: 5
Coding region: 69-644 (191 amino acids)
Cellular component (GO): membrane
Source: RefSeq, a predicted model, not a curated record
UCCAGAAACAGGAAGCAUGUGAGCUGUAUCUUCACAAACAGCAGCUGGGUGGUUUUCAGUCCGUCAAGAUGUGCACCGGAAAAUGUUCCCUCUGCAUCUCUGUUAGUCUGUACCCCAUCGUACUUUUGUCCAUUAUCUGCAACAUUUUACUGUUCUUCCCCGACUGGGAUGUCAAAUAUGUCAGAGAAGGACACAUCACCGAGCAGGUUAAAUACAUGGGGGGAUUCAUCGGAGGGGGUGUCCUGGGGUUGAUCCCAGCACUUUACAUCCACUUGACUGGAGAAGAUGGGUGCUGUGCAAAUCGCUUUGGGAUGUUCUUCUCGGUGGUGUUUGCGGCUGUGGGCGCGGCGGGCGCGGCGUACAGUUUCAUCGUGGCUCUGCUUGGAUUUUCUGAAGGGCCUUUAUGCAGAAUCGAUGAUAAGAAGUGGGACACACCUUUCAAAAACGGCAACUUGACCUACGUGAGUAACCACCAGAUGUGGGCCACCUGCUUAGAGCCCAGGAAUGUGGUGCAGUUCAACAUGAGCUUGUUCCUCGUGCUGAUGGGGGCCAGCUGCCUGCAGGCCCUGCUGUGUGCCAGCCAGGUUAUCAACGGCCUCGCCGGGUGCAUCUGCGGAACCUGCAACAGAAAAGAGGGGCCAUAAGUUUGCAGGCAGGAAGUAUUUGAGCAUUUACAUCUGAAAAAGAAGACCCCCUCCUGGAAGGCUGAGAGAGACGCUCCUGCAUACAUCUGCAUAACAUGCUUAUUCUCAUCUGCUUUCAUGUUUAUUUCCUGUUGCUUGACAUUGGUACUCUGUAAAAAAUCAAUAAUCCAAGUGUGUAUUUUAGAUGAUUUAAACUUGCUGAUAAUGUGUCCAGAAUCAGCAUUAAAGUGUGGUGGGAUUUGUUAUUGGUGCCUGGUGUCGCUUACCUGUCUGAGCCCUCUGCCCCCCCCCCCCCCCAAAAAAAUGAAAAUAAUAGAGUUAUACAAUUUUAAAAUCUAAAAUUGAAUACAAUGAAAAUAGAAGUAAAUAAAAUUACCCAAUAUGUUCAGAUAUACAAAAAGAAUA